AUGACUCGUGAUAUUGUGAACCAUUUGGUGUUCGAAGUGGCGACUGAGGUUGCUAAUAAGGUGGGUGGUAUUUAUUCGGUGUUGAAAUCGAAGGCUCCUAUCACUUGCAAACAGUACGGUCCUAAAUAUUUACUGCUGGGACCAUUGAACCCACAAUCCGUGCAAGUUGAAGUGGAACCCGUGGAUUGGGAAGACGAAUCCAACUUCCAUAUUAAAGAGGUUCAAUGGUCUCUUAGAUCUAUGCAUAACCGUGGUGUCCGCUUCACUUACGGUAGAUGGUUGAUUGAUGGUGCUCCAAUGGUUAUUCUUUUCGAUUUGAACUCUGUUAGAAAUUAUUUGAAUGAAUGGAAGGCGGAUUUAUGGGAAAUCGCCGGUAUCCCAUCCCCUGAUGGUGAUUUUGAAACCAACGAUGCCAUCUUAUUGGGUUAUACUGUGGCAUGGUUCCUUGGUGAAUUGGCCCAUAUGAACCAGACAAAUGCCAUCGUGGCACAUUUCCACGAAUGGUUGGCUGGUGUUGCUAUCCCGUUGUGCAGAAAACGUAGGAUUGAUGUGGUCACCAUUUUCACUACUCAUGCCACUUUGUUGGGUAGAUACCUAUGUGCCGGCAAUGUGGAUUUCUACAAUAAUCUCGACAAGUUUGACGUGGAUGCAGAGGCUGGCAAACGUGGUAUCUAUCAUCGUUAUUGUAUCGAACGUGCGGCAGCUCAUAGCGCUGACGUUUUCACUACUGUUUCACAGAUUACUGCAUACGAAAGUGAAUACCUUUUGAAACGGAAACCUGAUGGGAUCUUACCAAAUGGGCUAAAUGUCAUCAAAUUCCAAGCCGUCCAUGAAUUCCAAAAUUUACAUGCAUUGAAGAAGGAGAAAAUUAACGACUUCAUCAGAGGUCAUUUCCAUGGUCAGUUCGAUUUCGAUCUUGAAAAAACUUUGUACUUCUUCAUUGCAGGUCGUUAUGAAUACCGUAACAAGGGUGCUGAUAUGUUCAUUGAAUCAUUGGCAAGAUUGAACCACAGAUUGAAGGCAUCUGGAUCUAAAAUGACUGUUGUCGCCUUCAUCAUCAUGCCCGCAAAAAAUAAAUCAUACACAGUCGAUGAGCUACGCGGCCAAGCUGUGGUCAGGCAACUGGAAAACUCAGUGAAAGAUGUCACACAAUUGAUCGGUAAGAGAAUCUUUGAACACGCCAUGAGAUAUCCUCAUAAUGGCACCAAAACUGAAAUUCCAACUAGCCUUGACGAACUUUUCAAACCAAGUGAUAAAGUUGUAUUGAAAAAACGUGUAUUUGCAUUGCGUAGACCAGAAGGUACUUUACCUCCUAUUGUUACUCACAACAUGGUGGAUGAUGCCAAUGAUCCUAUUUUGAACCAGAUCAGACGUGUUCAAUUGUUCAAUAAUUCAUAUGACCGUGUCAAGAUCAUUUUCCAUCCAGAAUUUUUAAACGCCAACAAUCCAAUCUUGUCUCUUGACUAUGACGAAUUUGUGAGAGGUUGCCAUUUGGGUGUGUUUCCCUCAUAUUACGAACCAUGGGGCUACACACCAGCAGAAUGUACCGUCAUGGGUAUCCCAUCAAUUACUACUAAUUUGUCUGGUUUCGGUGCUUAUAUGGAAGAUUUGAUUGAAAAGGACCAAGCCAAGGAUUAUGGUAUUUAUAUCGUGGACCGUCGUUUCAAGAAUCCUAACGAAUCUGUAGAACAGUUGGUUGAUUACAUGGAAGAUUUCGUGAACAAAACACGUAGACAAAGAAUCAACCAAAGAAACAGAACUGAACGUCUUUCAGAUUUGUUAGACUGGAGACGUAUGGGUCUUGAAUAUGUCAAGGCAAGACAACUUGCCUUGCGCAGAGCUUAUCCUGACGAAUUUAAAGAAUUAACUGGUGGUACCGAUUUAGAUGAUUCAAAUAUGGAUUCAUUGGCCGGUAAUCCAAAGGUUAAAGUUGCCAGACCAUUGAGUGUUCCAGGAUCUCCUAGGGAUUCAAGAGCUAGCAGUGUGGGUGCUGUAAUGAUGACUCCAGGUGAUUUAGGUACUUUACAGGAUGCCAACAAUGCUGAUGAUUACUUCCAUCUAUCUAUGGGCGAUAACGAGGAUGACGAAGAUGAAGACCAAUUCAACUAA
This is a messenger RNA of Kluyveromyces lactis, 2109 nucleotides long. RefSeq lists its product as uncharacterized. Lineage: Eukaryota; Fungi; Ascomycota; Saccharomycetes; Saccharomycetales; Saccharomycetaceae. Gene Ontology annotation, biological process: glycogen biosynthetic process. The transcript has a single exon. The record is from RefSeq and is a predicted model, not a curated record. The coding region runs from base 1 to 2109 and encodes 702 amino acids. Gene Ontology annotation, cellular component: cytoplasm. Gene Ontology annotation, molecular function: alpha-1,4-glucan glucosyltransferase (UDP-glucose donor) activity.